Molecule: messenger RNA, 7272 nt
Organism: Oncorhynchus masou masou (cherry salmon)
Lineage: Eukaryota; Metazoa; Chordata; Actinopteri; Salmoniformes; Salmonidae
Product: peroxisome proliferator-activated receptor gamma coactivator 1-beta-like
Exons: 12
Coding region: 195-2966 (923 amino acids)
Biological process (GO): positive regulation of transcription by RNA polymerase II
Cellular component (GO): nucleus
Molecular function (GO): transcription factor binding; RNA binding
Source: RefSeq, a predicted model, not a curated record
AGUGUUAUGACAUCAUUACUUACUAGGUUCGGUAAUAGUAUAUCUGUAUUCAGUCUAUGCAGUCUAUAACAACGCCCUCAACCGGCGACUAGCUGCAACUGCAUGUGAACAGACCUGUAGUAUCACACUGUACUACAUACAGUCUUUGCCUGUAUACUCCGCUCUCUGACUUCUCCGCUCUCAUUCUCUAGAAAAUGGCGGACUGCGCUUCACUGUUAGAUGAGGAGCUCACUUCCUUUGUCUUCAAUUACCUGACAGAAAACUCCGGGAGCCAGUAUGGGGAGGAGGAGGUCUGCUCGGACCGCCUGGACGCCGACUUCCCUGACAUAGACCUCUCUCAGCUGGACGCCAGCGACUUUGACUCAGUCAACUGCCUCAGCGAGCUCCACUGGUGCAACGACCAAUCAGACAUCUCCGCUGCCUCCAUUCAGUACAGCACAGGAGACCCUGAGUUUUUUGAGAUAGAUGAGAAUGCGGCGCUGCUGGCUGCUCUCACAGACAGCCUGGACAGCAUGGUGGAGGACGAGGUGGGGGGGCUGUCUGUGUUUCCCUCGCUGGGGGAGGGGUCUGAGGAGGACCUUCCCUUCCCUUCAGGCUCCCUGAGUGACGGCUCCCUGAGCUCAGAGACAGAAGACCCGUCUCUACUGAAAAAGCUCCUGCUGUCCCCCCCUAACGUGCCCACGGGCCUGGAAUCACACAAAGAGGGCAGCAGCAACAGCGGGCAUCGCCAUUGCAGCAGGAGCCUGCAUCUGAAACCUGUCAGGCCUUUGGUUAAGCGUGAAAGCACACAGGAGCGUAAGCCCCGAGCAGUGCGACCAGCAGGACGUCUGUGCACAGAGCUCCACCGGCACCUGACCUCUGCACAGGAGGCUGAAGACACUCCUUCAGCCGACACAGAGGAUGAGGAGGACGAGGAGGAAGAUGAUGACGAUGAGGACAGUGAGUCCGAGGAGGAAGAAGAGGAGGAGGAGUCCUCGGGCAGUGAGAGUGAACGCUCCACUCCCCUUGAGCCCACCAAGCCCCAGUUCUCCUCGGAGAAAGAACUCAAAUCUGUGGUGGAGCUCAUCAAGUAUAUGCACACAUACUGCCUGCCCAUGCGCAAGCAGGCUGGCUGGGAGCGCAAGGAGCGUGAGUGCCCAGGCCAGGUACGCAGGGCCAGACCCGAGUGCCCCACGACCCUGAUCCACCCGAACUGUCACAAGGCUGCCCCCCAGGCCCAGAGCUGCGCCCCUCGGCCGCGUCUCGCCUUUACCCGCAGACGGGAGGUCAAAGCCAACUCUCUGCUGCGCGAACUGCUCAAAGCGGUCAACUCCUUUGACGUGAGCAAGCCUUACAGACUCCACAGCCCCCCCUACACCCAUAACAGAGAUGCUAUCACCAAGCCAGCGCAUGACAGAAAGACUGAGACCCCUAGCCCGACUGCCAGCUCAACCAAACCAGAGUUUAUGAAAGAGCGCGGCCUAGAGGUCCCUCUGAGCCCUGACCUGGAGGACGCCUCCUUCUCAGUCCGCCGCUCCCGCAGGCUCGCCUCUUUCCCCAGCCGCUUCGCCAAGAAGGUGCGUGCCGGCCGGGUGAGGGAGGAGCCUGCGUCCGGGGAUCGGCGCCCUGACGAGGAGGACAAGGCGGUCAAACACCCCCCGGGAGACGACCCGGAGAAAGACUCCGCCGCCAAUAACAACAGUACUUCCCAAACCACGGCAGACGCAGCCGAACCCGAUAACCUCUGCUGUCAAAACGGUAAGGCAAGAUGGCGACGAUGUCAGAAGCCCCAAGCUCUCAAAGCCUGUCCCGAUUUUUCAGUCCACAUGGCUCCAUCAUGCAGUAUCUUUCUUCAAUUUGAUGUACCAAUGGCUCUUUCUGUCAUUCUGAUUGCAGAGAAACGCGCCUGCCUCUGUCUGCCGCUGACUCCCAAAUCUACUGGAGACACACAGUAUGCCAACAGGCCCUUUGAGCAGACUCUCAGCGUGGACCUGUGUGGCACAGCAGGUAAUGUCGGGGCUUUGAGUUGGCCUCACCCUCCCACCACCCCCCCUCACAAGCAAGUGGAGGAUGAGCUGUUCAAGCCAGAGGGGAAAGGAGAAUCCACACCGAAGGGCUCGUGGCUGACCCGGGCCCACUCCCGCAAGCUCCCCGAGCAGACUGAACUCUACGCCCAGCUCCGCAAGAUGGGCCAGGCCAUCGAUGCAGAACCCAAAGUCCACAGGACGUUUGGAGACCAUGACUACUGCCUGCUGAGUCUGGGGGAGAGCCGGAAGAGAACCGCCGCCAUGCUGGCCCACUCGCUGUUCGGACGCUCCUCUCCGGAGGGGGACAGGGUUGAGCGCAGGGUCCAAGGGGACAAGAGGCUGGAACAGCAGAGUGAAGACAGGCUCUUUUCCAAGGUGCCAGAGUACCUGAGUAACGGUAACAGGGCUGACAGAAAGGGGGACGCUUUAUCCCCCCACAACUCAGAUGAAGAGGGGGAACGCUCCUCCCGUUCACCCUCCCCCAUUCUCCACUCCAGCUGCUGCCAGCCCCACUCGCCUAGCAGCAAGCCCGACUUCAGCUGUGAGAACUCUGAGACGUGCCACGGAGACAAGCAGAGAAACAAAAUCUCUAAGUCUGUGCUUCAAAUUGACGAGGACAACUGCCAAGUGUUCUACAUACACAACCUGCCAAGCAGCGUCACACAAACGAUGCUGCGCAAACGCUUCGAGGCCUUUGGAGACCCGGAGGACUGCAAAGUCAUCACCAAACACGAGGAACGCUGUGGAGUCAUCAAGUUCCGUCCGGCACCCAGCGGGCAGCAGAUCCAGAGGCACAGACGAGAGCCGCUUUUCCAGAACGGAGGGGGUGGCAUGCACAGGCUCAGCAGGAAGAGAUACAUAGAUCUGGACGAAGCUGGACCAGGGCCAGUGAAGAGCAAGUAUGACGCCCUGGACUUUGACACCCUGCUGAAGGAGGCCCAGAAGAGCCUGCAUCGCUGACGGUGACUCGGCUGGGCCUCGCCUUAGAACCCUCAUACCAACCCCAGACUCGGCUCAGUACCUCAACCAAGGCACCUCGUCAUGUUUACAUUUUUAACAUUGGAAUAAGAAACGGGCCUUGUCUCUUUCAGCUGAGGAUACUACAGAGGAAUCUAGCGGGGGUUGGAGGGAUGGAGGAGAAAAAAAAGCAACGAAACAACAUAUAAUGUAUCUGAACACAAAAAGCUGCUUCCUGUCUGUGUUCAUGACUUUGUUGUGACUCGUCGUGGUCCCGUUGAGAGCCGAUGGGCGUGUGGGCGGGCGAGACCUCUGUAGCAAACCUUGCUCCCUCCGUUGGUCGUUGUGGUGUGUGUGUCUGCGUGUGUGUGUCGUUGUUUUGUACCCCCUUGGUCACUACUGGUGGAACUGCAAGCUGUAUUCGCCAUUACGUUCGUACGGUAUAUAACAAAACCUGCUUAAUAUUAGCAAAAUUGUGGAUGUUCAAACUGUGUGUGUUAUGACAUAAAAUACAAAAACAAAAAAAUCUUUCGAACAGCUUAGAGUUUACAAAUCGAAAAUGAAAAGAAAAAAAAUCUUGUUUUUUGUCAUUUUAGUGCUUCCUUGAUUUAAUCUAUGCACUCUAACGAGGUAAUCAUGUUUCCUCACUUGACUUCUUUCCCUUACUCUGCCACUCAACACUGCUAUGCUGUUGGCUGCUUUACUCUAUAGGUUACCUACCCACUGCUGCUAAGCUAGCCACUCUCACAACCUGGUUACGCUGAUCUAGGAUGGCAGUCACUUCCUAUCCUACCAACUCCACAUAAAUGGGGCUAUGACAACUAACGCUAUUAUGUCAUGAAGUAAACUUCAAGGCAUAUUUACCAUAUGAAAGCACACACACUCUCCAGAGCAAAAUCACAAUCGAUCCCAGCCAAUUCUCUGCGCUGUUUGAGAUCAGACAUGUUCAGAUAGUACAAUCAGUAAGCAUAAUCCAGCCAAGGACGGAGCAGAGUCAGACAUUUACUCCAGGUUCUAGAAUAUAACGUAUACUAUAGUAAUGGAAUGUACACUUCACUGAUCUGAAUGUAGAGCCCUUACCCGAAUCAAAGUCUCUGGAGUUGUGCUCCUUUAAUAGAGCUCCAUUGCAGCCUGUCUCUUUGUGAUGCACCCAGCAGCAUAGCUGAGGGAGAGAGUGUCCAAGGCUCACCGCACCAUUCACACCAGAGAGAGGGAUGGUAAAUCAAAAGUCUGUUGAACUCUGUUGAAUUUUCCCAGAGAUCUGGAUGGUACCACAUCAGACAAGCGUCUCCACCUCAUUUAAAUCCUUCUUCUCGGGUGCUCUCUCCCCCUUUUUACUCUUGCUCUUCCUCCUCUGAAACACUCAUUUACUUCUCCCAAUCUAUCCUUUCUUAUUGGUGGAGGAGUUCAGCUUGCUUUUCCUACUAAAACUCCCAUAACUCGCCUCGUGGCUAAAAACUCAAAAAUAGUUUGCGUGUCAGUUUUUGGACCGUGUAUCCAAUGUGUACCUGGGUGUGUUGUCUGUCUGUCUCGUGUUCGAGUUGGCGCUGCCAUCGCUGGGGUUCCCAGAAGGACCCAUGGUCCUCUGGUGUGCUGGGAGACUGAAAACCAAUUUUCUUCUCUCCCGCUCUCUUUCUUGUUUUCUUCAAAGUCCAGGUCCCCCAGCCCCUCAAUACUGUACAGCCUAGCUCUUCUGUGUGUGGGCAUGGGGCCUCGUGCUGCCCCAGCCUUGGCAAACCUCCUUCCUUUUUUUUCUAACAGAUUAUCCCUGUCUCUCUCUCUCUCUCUUCCCCAUUUAUCUAAUCUUCUCCAUUUAUCUAAUCUUCUCUGUAACACACAUGAAAUUGAAUGUUUACAUCACUGAAUUCUCGUUCGACUUUAUUAGAGCGCACACUAAGUACAAAGACGCCUUAUUCAGUGUUAGAGUAUCCUAUCAGGAUGUGCCUUCGUGGCUUACCCUAGUAGGUUUACUAAAGGAAACAAAAGGACAAAUAUUUAGUGCUAUACAUACUGAUAAAAAUCAAACAAAAAACUUGCUAAUCAAAAGAAGAAAAGCUGAAUGACUAUUUGUGCUUAGUAUGUAUACUACUAAAAAGUGAGAGAAUGUGCUGGUUUACAUUUAAAAAAAAUAUGAUAUAUAAUGUGUAUAUAGCACUAUACGUAGUGUAAACAUGAAAUGUAUCGUUGUGUCUAUACAGCGAUUUGUAGAUGUGCGUUAUAAAGGUGGUGGGACACCAUUGCAAAUCAGACUGGCAAGGAUAAACUGUUUAAAGAUGCAAGGUUGAACAAUACAGGGAGUAACUGAACUGAAGGGAAUUUAUUUUAAAAUGACUUGACACAAGUCAAACACUGUUGUAUAAAGUAUCCCUUUAGAUAUGCUAUAGAAAGUUGAAUUUCUUUUUAAAUGAUUUCAAUAUUUUUGACGAUUUUUCUUUUUUUUACGCAAUUGAGAUGCAAUACAUAUAUCUAUGAGACAGCCUUUCUCAAAGAUUGGAAGUGGUUAUUUCAGUGGUUGGUUGUUAAAAUAAAUCCUUAAACUGAUCCUGUACUGUACGUUGUAGAACUGCUGUUAAAAAAGAUAUAUAUAAAAUGACAAAUAAUAAUAAUGUGGUCAGUCAUGCCAUACAUUUAAAAAAAUCAUGUAUAACAAUAAUACCAUUGCACAUAAAGCCCCAAAUAGUGAAAUAUCUGUUCACAACUUUCCAUGAAAGGAGCUAGGCUUAUUACGGACACAUGUUGGUAGACGAGGUUGUUAAACUUGUUGAAAUUCAGAGGACACUUGUAUAAUGAUUGGCAACUUGUGAACACGUAUGACUAAUCUUUGGAGAGAGGGAAAGGAAACAGUCACUGCGCUUUUUAGCCCCUGUUGAAUUUUCAGACUACUUGAUGCCAGUGGAGUGCUUCCAUCAGUAGAGUUGAAUGACAACAAAACAAAUUCUCAUGAGGAGAGCCUUAAAAACAAUAGGGGGAAACUUAAGCUAUCACUAUAGCUUUGAAUAUUACCGUUUUAUCUCCUUUCAAAUCCAAUGUGUUUUAUUAUUAUUAUUAUUAUUACAACUUUUUUCAAUACAGCCAUAUUAUAAAAGGUAUAUAAAUAUAUAUACAUAUGAAUAUAUAUUUGUGUGUUUGUGUAGAUAUUAAGAUGAUAUUAUAUACUUUCUUAUAGAAAACUUUGAUGUUGACCAUUUUCCUUGGUGUUUCAGAGCACUUCGGCACAUUUCAACAACUACUGUCAAUCUAGGAUUGUUAGGUUGAGAGAUGAUCCAAAUUGAGUCCCUUCCAAAGGUAACCCUCGUCAGAACAGAAUGCAAUUCUUCCCAUUCUUCAUUUCAGAAAAUGGCAAGAAAUUAACUUGAGGCAAGUUGACCAAAACUAUAUUUGAUGUUGGCUUUAAAUCGAAUUCGGAGAGCCUUGUCAGAUUGAUUUUCUAACUGUCAUUAUCCAACUACAUAGUCCACACAAAUACAUAUUUAAGUUUUCCAAUUUUAUUUCAUUGGAAAAUGUCUCUUUAAACUCACCAUGUUAAUAAACUUGCCCUAUAGAAAGAAAGUGCAAUACUGGUCCUUGAUUCACCAUUGUUCACUGUACCCUGGAUGUAAAAUGACCAUGUGUAUCAAAGAUUAUUUUGUAUCCCAACAGACAGAGCACUUUCUGUCAACACACAGAAAACAUCUGAUAACAUAAUGGUAAUGUGAUGUCAAUGGCCACUUUGGGGGCUGCAAAUUGUCACAAUCUAGCUUGCUGUGAGCGGGUCUUUGGUGGAAGAAAAAUUUACAUAAAAGGGCAUACAUCGUUUGUUUUUUCUGUUUAGAUUUUUUUGUUGUCUAUUUACAUCUAAUAACUAUCAAAAUUCACAAAAUGAUUUCCUUUUUUAAUGUAGUUUUGGUAAACGGUAAAUACUGCUAGUAAGAUUUUAUAUUUUUACAUCUGUUGGUUUAUUUUACUUUUAUUAUUAUUUAUUUAUACGCCACUUAGUUAGGAUGUCUUUUAAUGGUGUUUUUUUUCCUGUUUUGUGUGAUUUCAGAUGUCUUCAGAAUGUGGAGACAAAAUGCAUUUCAGUACUUUUGAAUUGUUAAAAUCUAGUUUCGUAGCUACAUUUAUCUAUAGACUGAAAUUAUCUGCUGUUAUAAAUUAUAUUUUAAUUCAUGUAAAUAGUUUCAAAAUGAAGACUAUGGCUUCAUUUUAAACUGAAUACAUUUCUCUUCAGAGAUUGUUUACAUUAUUAAACUGUAGAGAUGUUCCUCAUAUACUGUAAAAAGUACAUAUUUUAUUGAUUUGCCUCCAAAAAAUAAAAUCCUAAUGAACAACA